Hyla sarda is the source of this 9355-nucleotide messenger RNA. RefSeq names its product filamin B (gene FLNB). Gene Ontology annotation, molecular function: actin filament binding. The transcript is spliced from 46 exons. Lineage: Eukaryota; Metazoa; Chordata; Amphibia; Anura; Hylidae. The coding region runs from base 82 to 7920 and encodes 2612 amino acids. Gene Ontology annotation, biological process: actin cytoskeleton organization. The record is from RefSeq and is a predicted model, not a curated record.
AGGAGACAUCACACUCACUUACAGCUCCAGCACACACAUAGCAGCUUUCCCCAUAUUUCACUGCACAAAGCAGCCUGUACAAUGCCGGUGACUGAGAAGGACCUGGCGGAGGAUGCCCCAUGGAAGAAGAUCCAGCAGAACACCUUUACCCGUUGGUGCAAUGAACACCUGAAAUGUGUCAACAAGAGGAUAGGCAACCUGCAGACCGACCUGAGUGAUGGGCUCCGACUUAUCGCCCUGCUGGAGGUGCUGAGCCAGAAGAGAAUGUACAGAAAGUACCACCAGAGACCUACCUUCAGCCAGAUGCAGCUGGAGAACGUGUCUGUAGCCUUGGAAUUCCUGGAGAGAGAGAACAUCAAACUGGUGUCUAUAGACAGCAAAGCAAUUGUGGAUGGAAACCUGAAGCUGAUCCUUGGUCUUAUUUGGACCCUUAUUCUACACUAUUCUAUCUCCAUGCCAGUAUGGGAAGAUGAGGGUGAUGAAGAAACCAAAAAUCAGACCCCAAAACAGAGGCUUCUAGGCUGGAUUCAGAACAAGAUUCCUUAUUUGCCCAUUACCAACUUCAAUCAAAACUGGAAAGAUGGCAAAGCUCUCGGUGCCCUUGUCGAUAGCUGUGCGCCAGGUUUGUGUCCUGACUGGGAGACAUGGGACCCCAAUAAGCCAGUUGAUAAUGCCCGUGAGGCCAUGCAGCAAGCAGAUGAUUGGCUUGGCGUUCCGCAGGUGAUAACCCCAGAAGAGAUUAUCCACCCAAAUGUUGAUGAACACUCUGUCAUGACCUACCUGUCACAGUUCCCAAAAGCUAAGCUUAAGCCUGGAGCCCCAUUGAAGCCUAAGUUAAAUCCUAAAAAAGCAAGAGCUUAUGGUCGAGGUGUGGAACCUACAGGGAAUAUGGUAAAAAGACCGGCACCCUUCACCGUAGAGACAAUCAGUGCUGGGCAAGGGGAGGUUUUGGUCUAUGUGGAAGACCCCGAAGGAAUCAGAGAAGAGGCCAAGGUAAUAGCCAACAAUGACAAGAACAAGACUUUCUCUGUUGAAUAUGUACCUAAAGUGACUGGCGUCCAUAAGGUGACUGUGCUUUUUGCUGGUCAGCACAUAUCAAAGAGCCCAUUUGAAGUCGAUGUUGAGAAAGCACAAGGAGACGCCAGUAAAGUGACAGCUAAAGGGCCAGGCUUGGAGACAACUGGUAAUAUUGCCAAUAAACCCACCUAUUUUGACAUUUACACAGCAGGUGCUGGAGUUGGAGAUGUUGGUGUUGAAGUGAUUGAUCCACAGGGGAAGAACAAUACAGUAGACAUUGUACUUGAAGAUAAAGGAAAUUGUCUAUACCGCUGUACCUAUAAGCCCAUGAAACCUGGACCUCACAGUGUAAAUAUCAACUUUGGUGGGGAAAUUACACCAAAAUGUCCUUAUCAAGUUAAUGUUGGGGAAGCCUGUAACCCAAACGCUUGUCGAGCCAGCGGACGUGGCUUGCAGCCCAAAGGUGUCAGGAUUAGAGAAACUGCUGAUUUUAAGGUUGACACCAGGACUGCAGGAAGUGGUGACCUCCAUGUCUCCGUGAAAGGGCCAAAGGGUCUGGAUGAGCUUGUGAAACAGUUGGAGGCGGUGGAUGGAGUGCAUUUGUUUGAAUAUUACCCUUUGCACACCGGGAAACAUGUGGUCAUCAUCACUUGGGGCGGACAUCAUAUCCCUAAAAGCCCAUUUGAGGUUCAGGUGGGACCUGAAGCUGGCCCUCAAAAAGUGCGGGCAUGGGGCCCGGGGCUCUCUGGAGGAGUGGUUGGAAAGUCUGCAGAUUUCGUAGUAGAGUCCAUUGGCACAGAAGUGGGCACUUUAGGUUUCGCUAUUGAAGGUCCUUCUCAGGCAAAGAUUGAAUGUGAUGAUCAAAGUGAUGGAUCUUGUGAUGUCAAGUACUGGCCAAAGGAACCUGGCGAAUAUGCUGUUCACAUCAUGUGUGAUGAUGAAGACAUCAAGAAUAGUCCAUACAUGGCCUACAUCCUGCCUGCAUCUGGAGACUUUAGCCCAGAGAAGGUUAAAGCAUAUGGUCCGGGACUGGAGAAAACUGGAUGCAUUGUUAACCAUACAGCAGAAUUCUAUGUUGAUCCAAAAGAUGCUGGGGCUGCACCUUUACAGAUCUUUGCCCAGGAUGUUGAAGGAAGUCCUGUGGAUAUCAACACGAAGGCUAAACCAGAUGGAACGUAUGUCUGCUCCUACAAUCCUGUGAAGCCCAUUAAACAUACAAUUGCUGUCACAUGGGGUGGUGUUAGUGUACCCAACAGCCCAUAUAGGGUAAAUAUUGGACAAGGAAGUCACCCACAAAAUGUUAAAGUUUUUGGCCCUGGGGUGGAUAAGACUGGUCUGAAAGCAAAUGAACCAACACACUUUACAGUGGACUGUACUGAAGCCGGGGAAGGUGACGUAAGCGUUGGCAUCAAAUGCGAUGCCCGUGUGAUCAGUGAUGAAGAGGAGGACAUUGAUUUUGAUAUCAUUCCCAAUGCCAACGACACGUUUACAGUUAAAUACAUUCCCCCUGGUGCCGGGCGAUACACCAUUAAAGUUCUUUUUGCUGGAGAGGAAAUCCCACACAGUCCAUUCAGAAUUAAGGUUGAUCCCUCGCAUGACGCCAGCAAAGUGAAGGCUGAAGGCCCUGGGCUUAAUAAAUCUGGUGUAGAAAAUGGAAAACCCACACACUUUACCGUCUUUACCAAAGGAGCAGGAAAAGCCCCUGUUGAGGUCAAGUUCAAUGGACCUUCUGCAGGAGAUGCCGUGAAGGAUUUUGAGAUUAUUGACAACUAUGAUUAUUCCCACACUGUUCGCUACACUCCAGUCCAACAGGGCAAAAUGAAAGUUGAUGUCAAUUAUGGGGGCGAUCCUAUUCCUAAAAGUCCAUUCACUGUGGGGGUUGCUGCUCCUUUGGACCUGAGCAAGAUAAAGAUCAAUGGACUAGAUAGUAGAGUGGAAGUGGGUAAAGACCAGGAAUUCACCGUGGACACAAAGGGUGCUGGUGGCCAAGGGAAAGUAGAUGUAAAAAUUACUAACCCCAGUCGGAAAUCUGUUCCUUGUUUGGUGGAGCCUGUUACUGGUAAAGAGUGCAGCUCUGUAAAGUAUAUUCCCAAGGAAGAGGGUGUGCACAAUGUGGAGGUGAACUAUGAUGGAAACCCGGUACCUGGUAGUCCAUACAGUGUGGAAGCCACCUUACCUCCCGAUCCGACAAAGGUUAAAGCUUAUGGGCCAGGAUUGAAAGGAGGCCUUGUUGGCAAGCUUGCAGAGUUUACCAUUGACACUAAAGGAGCAGGCACUGGAGGGCUGGGUUUAACUGUUGAAGGCCCUUGUGAAGCCAAAAUUGAAUGUUCUGACAAUGGCGAUGGCACCUGCUCAGUUUCAUAUCUACCGACUACGCCUGGAGAGUACUUUGUGAACAUUCUCUUUGAAGAGACUCAUAUUCCCGGGUCACCAUUCCAAGCUGAUAUUGAAAUGCCUUUUGAUCCCACUAAAGUAAUUGCUACUGGUCCUGGCUUGGACCAUGGUAAAGUAGAGGAGGCUGGCUUGAUUCAUGUGGAUUGUUCACAAGCAGGUCCUGGCAUACUUACGAUGGAGGCAGUGUCUGACUCUGGCUCCAAAGCUGAGGUCUACAUUCAGGAUAACAGUGAUGGAACGCAUGCUGUCACCUAUGUUCCAAUGUUUGCUGGAAUGUAUACAUUGGCUAUGAAGUAUGGGGGAGUACAAGUGCCAAAGUUUCCUGCUAGGGUUAAGAUUGACCCUUCCGUGGAUACUAGUAAAAUCAAAGUGUUCGGACCUGGAAUUGAAGGGGAUGGUGUAUUUAGGGAAGCUACAACCAAUUUCACUGUGGAUGCCAGGUCUCUGACUAAAACUGGGGGGAAUCACAUCAAAACCAAGAUCUUAAAUCCCUCUGGAGCAUCCACCGAUUGCCAAGUCAAAGAUAAUGGUGAUGGGACUUACGAGGUGGAGUACAUACCUUUUGAAAAAGGUGCCCAUACAGUAAAGGUAACCUAUGAUGAUGAGCCUGUACCUAGAAGUCCAUUUAAAGUUGGAGUGACAGAAGGAUGUUUCCCUUCACGUGUAAAGGCUGAAGGUCCAGGAAUCCAGGAGGCUCUCACAAACAAACCAAAUGCCUUUUCAGUUAUAACACGAGGUGCUGGAAUUGGUGGUCUAGGCAUAACCGUCGAGGGUCCCUCAGAAUCCAAAAUGUCUUGUAAAGACAAUAAGGAUGGAAGCUGCAGUGUGGAAUAUAUUCCGUAUGCUCCAGGAGAAUACGACGUUAAUAUCACAUAUGACGGGGAACAUAUUCCAGGUAGUCCAUUUAAGGUCCCUGUAAAAGAUGUUGUAGAUCCCAGCAAAGUAAAAGUAUCCGGCAUGGGACUUGGAAACGCUGUACGGGCUAAAAUUCCACAGCAGUUUACGGUUGAUGCAAGCAAAGCCGGCGUCGCUCCUCUUAGUGUUGCAGUAACCGGACCAAGAGGUGUUGUGGAGCCUGUGGAUAUUACUGAUAAUGGUGACGGGACACAUACUGUGGCCUACACACCUAGUGUUGAAGGUCCAUACACUGUGGCUGUCCAGUAUGCAGAUGAGGAGAUUCCUCGGAGUCCUUUCAAAGUGAAAGUUCUUCCUACAUAUGAUCCCAGCAAAGUGACAGCCAACGGUCCGGGUCUCAGCUCACAGGGGGUUCCUGCGAGUCUUCCUGUGGAUUUUGCUGUGAAUGCUAAGGAUGCUGGAUUAGGAGAUCUCUCUGUUCAGAUAACUGACCAGGAAGGUAAACCAAAGAAGGCUCAAGUUCUGGACAACAAGGAUGGAACCUAUGCCGUAUCCUAUCUUCCUGAUAAAACUGGACGCUAUCUGGUUGCCGUAAAAUAUGGUGGAGAUGACAUACCUUAUUCUCCAUACAGAAUUAGGGCAAUGCCAUCUGGAGAUGCCAGCAAAUGUACAGCUGCAGGACCAGGAAUCCAACCGGCUGUGAAGACUGGUGAAGAGGUUGGUUUUGUGGUUGAUGCCACAACUGCUGGAAAAGGAAAGGUGACUUGUAGCAUACUAGAUCCAGAUGGUCUAGAAUCAGAAGCAGAUGUCAUUGAGAAUGAGGACGGAACCUACGACAUCUUUUACACCACUGCUAAAACCGGGCCCUAUGUUAUACAUGUCCGCUUUGGUGGCGUGGACAUCCCCAACAGCCCCUUCACUGUUAUGGCUACAGAUGAAGUCCCAGUAGUGGCUCAGCAGCAGACUGUUAGUGCUUGUCCCCCAGGCUAUGAACCUUUGGUGUCAGAAUCCGCCUACGCCCCUGUUGGCUCCAUGAACGGUAUGGGAUUCAAGCCGUUCGAUUUAGUCAUCCCAUUUGCCAUAAGAACUGGAGAGAUAACAGGCGAAGUCAUCAUGCCCUCAGGGAAGACCGCGCCUGCGGAUAUUGUUGACAAUAAGGAUGGCACAGUGUCCGUGCGUUAUGUACCAACAGAGACUGGACUCCACGAGUUACAUAUUAAGUGUAAUGGAACCCAUAUUCCAGAGAGCCCCUUACAGUUUUAUGUUAACUAUCCCAACACUGGAAGCGUCUCGGCGUAUGGACCAGGGCUCAGCUAUGGCGUAGCAAACAAGCCAGCCACGUUCACCAUUGUUACGGAGGAUGCAGGGGAAGGUGGUCUUGACCUGGCAAUUGAAGGCCCCUCAAAAGCUGAAAUAAGCUGCAUUGAUAAUAAGGAUGGUACCUGCAGUGUUACCUACCUGCCCACCUUACCUGGAGAUUACAGCAUCCUGGUCAAAUACAAUGAGACUCACAUUGCCGGAAGCCCAUUUAUUGCUAAAAUCACUGACGUGAUGUCAUCUGUUCUGCCUUCAGAUGACAGCAGGAGACGUUCCCAAGUCAAACUGGGGUCCACAGCUGAUUUCUUGCUGGAUAUCAAUGAGACCGAUCUCAGCCUACUGACUGCCAGCAUUAAGGCCCCAUCUGGUCACGAUGAGCCUUGCCUCCUGAAGAGACUUCCCAAUAACCACAUUGGUAUCUCUUUCAUCCCACGAGAAGUAGGAGAGCAUUUGGUCAGCAUUAAAAAGAAUGGUCGUCACGUGCCUAACAGCCCUAUAUCCAUCAUGGUAUACCAGUCCGAAAUAGGAGAUGCCACCAAAGUGAAAGUUUAUGGACCAGGGUUAACAGAGGGACGGACAUAUGAGAUGUCUGAUUUUGUGGUGGACACAAGGGAAGCUGGUUAUGGUGGACUCUCCUUAGCAGUCGAAGGACCCAGCAAAGUUGAUAUUCAGACUGAAGACUUGGAUGAUGGUACUUGCCAGGUGUCAUAUUGCCCAACGGAGCCAGGAAUUUACAUCAUUUCUAUCAAAUUUGCCGAUGAACAUGUCCCAGGAAGCCCCUACACUGCCAAAGUAACGGGAGAAGGAAGAAUAAAGGAGAGUAUUACACGACGGAGAAAGGCCCCUUCUGUUGCUACAGUAGGGGGCAUUUGUGAGCUUAAUUUAAAAAUACCAGAAAUCGAUAUGCGAGAACUGUCUGCUGAAGUCACCAGCCCCUCAGGAAGGACAGAUGAUGCCGAAAUAGUUGACCUUGGCCACAAUACAUGUUGUGUGCGCUUUGUUCCUCAAGAAAUGGGAGUGCACACGGUAAGCGUCAAGUACAGAGGGGAGCACGUGCCCGGAAGUCCUUUCCAGUUUACUGUGGGGCCACUGGGAGAAGGAGGAGCUGAGAAAGUCAAGGCAGGAGGUCCUGGCCUGGAGAGAGGGGAGGCUGGUAAUCCAGCUGAAUUCAGCAUAUGGACACGGGAAGCAGGUGCUGGAGGACUUUCCAUUGCUGUGGAAGGGCCAAGCAAAGCAGAGAUUUCCUUUGACGACCGAAAGGAUGGAUCCUGUGGGGUUUCUUAUGUUGUUCAAGAGCCUGGUGACUACGAAGUGAUCAUCAAGUUCAACGAUGAACAUAUCCCGCAAAGCCCGUUUAUGGUUCCGAUCAUCGCUCCCUCUGAUGACGCCCGUCGGCUCACUGUCUCUAGUCUUCAGGAGUCUGGCUUAAAGGUCAAUCAACCGGUGUCAUUCGCCAUCAGACUAAAUGGUGCAAAGGGCAAGAUUGAUGCCAAAGUGCACAGUCCCUCAGGAGCUGUGGAGGAAUGCCAUGUUUCUGAGCUGGAACCAGACAAGUAUGCAGUGCGUUUCAUUCCCAGGGAAAAUGGCAUACACACUAUUGAUGUCAAGUUUAAUGGAAGCCAUGUACCUGGCAGCCCCUUCAAGGUGCGUGUGGGAGAACCAGGACAGGAGGGAGACCCUGCUCUUGUCACUGCUUAUGGUGCUGGACUGGAGAAAGGGGUUACAGGUAAACAGUCUGAUUUCACAAUCAACACAACCAAAGCAGGACCUGGGGCACUGUCCGUCACCAUCGAAGGUCCUUCAAAGGUGACAAUGGAAUGUAAAGAGUGUCCAGAGGGAUACAGGGUACUUUACACUCCCAUGGCCCCAGGAAAUUACACCAUUGGAGUGAAGUAUGGAGGCCCCAAUCACAUCCUUGGCAGUCCAUUCAAAGCUAAAGUUACAGGUCAGCGACUAGUCAGUGCCGGUGGUCUUAGUGAAACAUCUUCUAUAAUAGUGCAGUCUGUGACUCGUGCCUCAACAGAGACCGUAUAUAGUGCACUACCCAGGUUUGCUUCUGACGCCAGUAAAGUCACAUCCAAAGGAGCAGGUCUAUCAAAAGCAUACUUGGGACAGAAGAGCAGCUUCACUGUAGACUGCAGUAAAGCAGGUUCUAACAUGUUACUAGUUGGUGUACAUGGUCCCACAAUACCUUGUGAGGAAGUCUCUGUAAAACAUCUUGGAAAUAAACAAUAUAACGUCAACUACCACGUCAAGGAGAAAGGAGAUUAUACUCUGGUGGUAAAAUGGGGCGAGGAGCACAUCCCUGGCAGCCCCUUCCAUGUCUCCGUCCCAUAAAAUGUAUAGAACCUUCCAAAUCGGGAUUCAGCAAAAACAAGAGAUCUUCUUUAUUUGAUCGCAUGGAGCUGACAUCUACAGAUUGCGUGAUCGGAAAAAAAACAAAAACUUUCAAUGUAAUUUUAUAUGUGACUUUUUUAUACUAGGGAAGUGAAAAUUUUUAUGUGUUUUAGGUGUCCAUUUGGUAAUUUAAUAGCAAAUCUCUACUGCUGGAAGGGCUUAUUUAUACUUGUUGAUAUUGUUUAACUCUUUGGAUGCCAAGCAAAAUAACUUUUUUUUCCCUGGUAACUUUGAUUAAUCAUUUAAAAAGGGGACCAAUUAUAUUGUCUUUAAAGAUCGAUAUGAAGUAAAACCGGAAUUAUUUCUUCACUAUUAGAUACCUAAUGGAACUACUGAUAAUCCCAACUUGUAGUCCUCAGUCUAAUGUCCAUAAAGUUUGGAAAAGUAGUGAGGAGUCUAGUACUUUCUAUAGCACCUUUGGCUCACUGUUUGGUCUCUGGGCAGUAAAAAGUUUCUCCGUUCAGUAACACUAACUUAUAUUGCUGGUAACAUAAUAGGGAAAUGUAUAGAUUUUUUUUGUUUUUUUUUUGGAUUAAAACCACCAAUUAGUUGAUGAAAAUUUAGUUUACCCUCCUCAAAGCCUACAUAUAGAAGUAUGACAUGAUUAUAAUUACCCAUAGUGCUUGAUUUUUUUUAUAGUUUUAUAAAAUUAAUGAUUGUAUCCAAGACAAAUCAUAUCAAGCAUAAACAUUUCCUCUACCUGGCUUUCUGUAUAUCAAGAUAUCUGGAAAACUUUGCUUACCUUUUAUUAAUUGUAUAUCAGAUAUGGUCACUUUAUAAACACAUGUAUGUGAAAAUUUCCUUUAUUUGAGUGAUGGUAAGAUCAUGUUUUAGGCUAUACUAUAAACUAUUUGGUGGGGGGAAAAAAAAGACAAAAAUGAUGUUAAACCUGAUCACUAAUCUAAAAUCCAACACUAGCUUGUCUAUGAUUAUUUUAUUUAUUGGCCUCAUUUACUACAUAUUUGUACAAAUAGAAAUGGGAAAAACAAAACAAAAAAACAAACAAGGUUAACCCAGGUGCUGGCCUUCUGAGCGUUCCCAUUAUGGUUCCUUAACUAUUUUAUUCAUGCAGCCAUGAAGUAGAACAUCGCGUAGCAAACUUUUUCCUGGAAGGUUUUCAAUGGUAGAAAAAUAAUUUUUUUAACAAAUGGAUUUUGUUUUCUAUGUAAAAUAUCUUUAUAGCAAAAUGUCACCUUGUAUUAAACUUUUCUAGAAAAAAAUUCUGUGUUUUUAAAAUGCUAUUUUUGAAACACUAUCAAGCAGAGCUAGGUAUAUGAUUCUUUUUACUGUGCAUUGUGUCUCACUGUGAAACUCACUACUUUGUAAACCCCAAACAAAGAAACCAAUAAACUGGAAUAAAUUGUUUAGUAUCUAA